This is a messenger RNA of Verticillium dahliae VdLs.17, 2334 nucleotides long. RefSeq names its product sulfate transporter 4.1. Lineage: Eukaryota; Fungi; Ascomycota; Sordariomycetes; Glomerellales; Plectosphaerellaceae. Gene Ontology annotation, biological process: transmembrane transport. The coding region runs from base 1 to 2334 and encodes 777 amino acids. The record is from RefSeq and is a predicted model, not a curated record. Gene Ontology annotation, cellular component: membrane. Gene Ontology annotation, molecular function: sulfate transmembrane transporter activity. The transcript is spliced from 2 exons.
AUGGCGGCCCAUCGACCCGCCAACCCUAGCGGCUUGCGAAACACGUACAACGCUGCCUCCAGAAACUCCUCCAUUCACGAAGACAACCGGGCAGCGGGGGCCUCCAGCAACGACGGCGACGACGCGCCUGCCUCGCCUUCGACCGAAGCGCCCCAGCCCGGACCAAGCGCUCCUUCUCGACCGCCUCCUCCCCAGCACACUGAGUCGACAGGCCUCCUCCACUCGGUCCUACGCGACAACAUCAACGAGGGCCAUGGCGGCCAUGGCACCUUCUCCCCAAGGCCAUCGAGCCCCGUGACGAGCUUCAACAGCUACGAGAAUGACACGGCCUCCAACGCCUCCCAGCGCGGCGGCCUUGACAAGGUGAUCAACUCGAUCACGGGCAGCGAAGACUGGAGGAAGAGCUGGCACAAGUCUGUCAUGUCGAGGAGCAUCACAAACUCGGACCGCCUCGCUGCCGAGGCCGGCUUCAAGGCCAACACGCGCAUGUAUCUGUCCUAUUACUUUCCCUUCCUGCAGUGGAUGCCCCAGUACAAGUGGUCCUACCUCAAAGGCGAUUUCGUCGCCUCCCUGACCGUCGCCUCCGUCUACCUGCCCAUGGUCUUGUCGCUCGCCGAGAACCUGGCCCACGUCCCGCCCAUCAACGGCCUCUACGCCUACGUCAUCAACCCCCUGAUCUACGCCAUGCUCGGCAGCUGCCCGCAGAUGAUUGUCGGUCCGGAAGCCGCCGGCUCGCUACUCGUCGGUACGGUUGUCAAGAGUAGUCUGGGCACGGGCGAUGAUGACGACGACGACGUGCUGCAGGCGCAGAUUUGUGGCAUCGUCGCUGGUAUGGCGGGUGCCACCAUUCUGCUCGCCGGCAUCGCUCGUCUGGGAUUCCUUGACAGUGUGCUCAGCCGGCCAUUUCUGCGCGGCUUCAUCUCGGCCAUUGGCUUCGUCAUCUUUGUAGACCAACUCAUCCCUGAGCUUGGUCUCAGUCGCUAUGCGGAUGAGCAGGGUGUUGGCCACGGCAGCAGCGUCGACAAGAUUGACUUUAUGAUUAAGAACCUCGGCCGCACGCACAAGUUGACCUUCUUGGUGGCUGCUGUCAGUUUCACCAUUAUGAUGGUCCUGCGCGAGAUGAAGAAGCGGCUCCAGCCCCGCUACCCCGGUGUGGCCUACCUGCCCGACCGGUUCUUCGUCGUUGUCGUCUCCAUCAUCCUGUCGUGGCAGCUCGGCUGGGAGGGCAAGGGUGUUGAAGUCCUCGGCACCGUUGAGGCGGCGUCCGGUCACCUCUUCACCUUCCGCUGGCCGUUCCAGCUUUCCCAUAUGAAGCACAUUCGCGAGGGCAUGAGUACGUCGUUCCUUAUCGCGCUUCUCGGCUUCUUCGAGUCCUCGGUUGCCGCAAAGAGUCUUGGUGGUUCAGACAGCAUCCAGGGCAUGCAGCUCAGCCCCAACCGCGAGCUUGUCGCCCUCGGUGCGGCCAACGUCAUGGGCGCCUGCUUCAUGAGUCUGCCUGCGUUUGGCGGCUACGCGCGAAGCAAGCUGAAUGGUUCGACCGGCGGCAAGAGCCCCAUGAGUUCCGUCUUCCUCAGCGGCAUUGCCCUGUUUGCCAUUUUCUUCCUGCUACCCUAUUUGUACUACCUACCGAAACCCGUCCUCUCGGCCAUGAUCACGGUCGUGGCAUGGUCGCUUCUUGAAGAGGCUCCCCAUGACAUCGCGUUCUUCCUCGGCAUCCGGGGCUGGAGCGAGCUCGGCCUCAUGGCCAUCAUCUUCCUGGCCACCAUCUUCUACUCCCUCACGGUUGGCAUGGCCAUCGGUGUCGGCCUCUCGGUGCUCCAAGUUAUUCGACACUCGACGCGCCCUCGUAUCCAGAUUCUUGGCCGCAUCCCGGGCACGCACCGCUUCGAAAACGCAGAGGCCGACCCCGAGCGACUCGAGUUCUUCGAGGGCUGCCUCAUCGUCAAGAUUGCCGAGCCCAUGACCUUUGCCAACACGGGCCAGCUCAAGAACCGGCUGCGCAGGCUCGAGCUCUACGGCACCAACAUGGCGCACCCGGCGCUGCCACGCCUCCGCCACGAGGAGAACAACCGCAACAUCAUCUUUGACAUUCACGGCGUCACGUCAAUGGACGGCUCCGGCACCCAGGUCCUCAAGGAGAUUGUCGAGAGCUACCGCGAGAGGACCGUCCGCGUCUUCUUCAGCCGCGGCCCCGGCAACAAGAAGCACCACAUCUGGCGGCUCAUGCGGCAGUCGGGCAUUGUCGAGCUCGUCGGCGGCGAGGGCCAGUUUGUGGCCGACGUGCAGGAGGCGCUCAAGAUGACCGAGUUUGAGGAGAGCGCAACCAAUGCCUAG